AUCGUGUCGCUCGCGGUGUCUCGAGUUGGCGUCCGCCGGGAAGGCGGGGCUGGGGCUUGCACAUGGCCCCUCUGCCGGGGGCAGAGCUGGUCCAGACACCGCUGCAGCUGUACCGUUACUUGUUGCGUUGUUGCCGGCAGCUGCCAACCAAGGGCAUCCAGGAGCACUACAAGCAUGCUGUCAGGCAGAGUUUCCGAGUUCACUCAGACGAAGACAACCCCGAGAGAAUCAGGCAGAUUAUUAAAAGAGCCAUUGAAGAUGCUGACUGGAUCAUGAACAAGUAUAAGAAGCAAAACUGAGUAUCUGGAGCUCACAGUGCAGCGCCCUGGAGACUCUUGGAACUGAGAAACAUCUCUGAUUUUGGAACUAAGGAGCAGCAUCAGUUCCAGAAUAUUCUUUGACCUUGUUGGCUGAAAGCAAGAAAUCCUCGCUGACAUUUGGUCAGGUGGCUCUCAUCAUUGCCACCAUGUCUCCAGCAUCUUUUAUGUCUGCUUUUCCAGACAGAAACGAUAUGCAAUUUGGGGAGAAUUUGGUGUUCUUUUGCUUCUUCUCUGUGUUUCUCAUUUUUGCCUAUCUCUUCUUUUACUUUGCUCUGAAGGCAAUUAAUUUAUUCUGGAGGUCCCGUUACCCACCUCCAAGCCCCAGAAGAGAUGUCCCCUCAGAUGACCACCUGUAUAGAAAGAAAAGAGUAGGCUUGAGAACCAGGCAGGUAUGGAUCUGAAUCCCAGCUUCUGUCAGGUGCCUCCUGGGUGAGCCUGGGUGAGGUGACAGUGAUGUGCCUCACACCAGCUUCAUGCACAGGGACUUUGCCAGGAAGCCGCUGCGCUGCCCUUCCCCAGCUCCUCGUCCUGUUCAGUGACUCAUCUGUGAGUUUGUCUUGUCCCCUCUCAGAGUCCCAGGAGCUCUCUUAUCUGUGCCAUGCUGUGUCUGUCAGUCUGUUACGUAGCUGCUCCUCCUGACAGUCCCUCCCAACAUGCUCCAGGCAGAAGCCCUGGCCCUUGAGGUGGGGAAACACCUACCACACGAGACCAGCAAAAAGGUGCAAGUGGUCAAUGUAGACACCAGCAGGUCCAGGCUUCUGUGCUCCACAGUGUGUCCUCACAGGAGAGGAGAGCGGGUCCAAGGAGAAGUGGCCCAAAUGGGCGAAGUAGCCAGAAGAUGCAGAGAAGCCACACUGGGAGUUGAAUAUCCAUGGGGCACUCAGUCAGCAGGAUGAGCUAGCGCCUGCCUGUGUCCUUGCAGUUAUGCGAGAUGAUGUGACCUCUGUCUUUGCAGAAGUGACUGACAGUCCUGAAGCAGGUGUGUCCAUUUGUGAAGCUCACAGUUUUCUUCCUCUUCUUUCUAUUUAUUCAGACAGGAUCUCAUUGUGUACCCUGGCAGGCCGUGAACUUUUGAACUUUCAGCAGUCUUUCUGUCUAGGCCUCCAAGCACCUAGAUACAGGUUUGCCAUAACACCUACAAUUGCUGCUGCUGCUGCCUCUUGUUGUUCUCUUCCUGCUGUUCCUCCUCUUCCUCUUCCUCCUCUUCCUCAUCUUCUUCCUCCUCCUCCUUCUUCUUAUUAUAUUUUUAUUUAUUUGUAUGUAUACACAUGUGAGAAUAUGCAAACCAUGAUAAAUGUUUGAGUCAGGACAAUUUG
Arvicanthis niloticus (Nile rat) is the source of this 1636-nucleotide messenger RNA. RefSeq names its product LYR motif containing 9 (gene Lyrm9). The record is from RefSeq and is a predicted model, not a curated record. Lineage: Eukaryota; Metazoa; Chordata; Mammalia; Rodentia; Muridae.